CGUUGAAGUCUCUCGGACUUGCCGCAUGACGAGAUGUGAAGGAAACCAUUAGUAGCAACAUUGUGAUUAUCUGUUUGCGAGUUUGUAUGCCCUCAAAACAACACUUUAAGUGAGAUCUCUUCAUUGGAUACAUAUAUUGGGUCAAUCUUAUGACAUCUGUCUGUUACAUGGAGUAGUCAGCGGAGCAUAAAUUACCAUUUGGAGAAGUGAAGUGCGCUGUCAAGUGUAUCCACGGAUUGUCAAUUUGCAAUGCAUCAGCAGAGGCCAUGUUCAAAACUUGGAGCGAAUCAGCGAUUAUGAAUUAGAAAGUCAGGUUCAUAUUCACUUACGGGAUCGCGGCGAUAUCGCCUGCGAUAGAAAAUACCAUCAUGUCUGCGAAGGUUGCCGAUAGAAUCGACCCUUUCACCAGUAAGGUGUCUAUCAAAUCUAAAAAACAGAAACGGUCUCAGGGUUCAUCGCAUUAUCGGACUAAAAAUGCCCCUGAGUUGCAGGCUUUACCUCAUCUUAAAGAUACUCCACCUGGGGAACAGCAGGACUUGUUCAUCAAGAAGCUUCAGCAAUGUUGUGUUGUGUUUGACUUUAUGGACCCUGUGUCAGAUUUGAAGAGUAAGGAAAUUAAAAGGGCCUGUCUGAAUGAAUUAGUGGAUUACAUCACAGCUACACGCAAUGUUCUGACAGAACCUACGUAUCCGGAGAUUGUUCGAAUGGUAGGUAUCAAAUGAAAGCCUCACUUACUG
This is a messenger RNA of Haliotis rufescens (red abalone), 737 nucleotides long. RefSeq names its product serine/threonine-protein phosphatase 2A 56 kDa regulatory subunit epsilon isoform-like. The record is from RefSeq and is a predicted model, not a curated record. Bases 369 to 722 code for a protein of 117 amino acids. Gene Ontology annotation, cellular component: nucleus; cytosol; protein phosphatase type 2A complex. Gene Ontology annotation, molecular function: protein phosphatase activator activity. NCBI's taxonomy places the organism in Eukaryota, Metazoa, Mollusca, Gastropoda, Lepetellida, Haliotidae. Gene Ontology annotation, biological process: protein dephosphorylation; signal transduction. The transcript is spliced from 2 exons.